UUGUCGGUUAAACGUGAGGAGACAAGGGAGCGCGCGGGUGGCGGGUGGCGGGUGGCGGGUAGCGGGGCCGGUGGGGUCGCGCGUUCGUGCGAGGAGCGAAGCAACGGUCGCGUGUGCGGAGCGCGAGAACGUCGCCGGCUGAAUGAGGUGGCCGGCUGGCAAGAGGCGGCGGACGGCAACCGGUGGCGGCCGGCGGCCGGCGGCCGGCGUGGACGAGGGCGCGUGGGCGAGGGACGGGUGCUCACUGCUCCCGUGUUACAUCCUCCACGAACAACGCUAGGGGAAUCGACGCAGCAUGCGACCUCCUCCGGGACACUCGCUCCGAUCACUCGUAUUGAAGCAGCUGGCGGACGUCCUGGGACCAAGGGCGAGGGGCGAGCAGGCGAGGGGUGCGGGGGGAAGGGUAGACCACGCAGACAACUUGACAAGUCAGAGGCAGGAAACGGCCGGAGAAGGCAUCCCAGCUCGAGCACAAUGAGGCGACGGCGCGCCACAGGGGGAGCCCUCGCAAUCGAUAUGGCGUCGCUAAGGUCCGUUGGCCGCUGCGAACGGUUUGGAGCGCUGCAGAGGCGGAUGGCCCCCCUCGCGCGCCGCUCGCCCCUCGCUUACCACACCUGCUGUGUAUUUAUAGAGCGGCAAGGGCCAAGCGCCCGGGGAUGCAGAGAUGCCGGCUCAACCACCGCUUCGUACUUAAAAUGUGUUACUUAA
Danaus chrysippus (African queen) is the source of this 708-nucleotide messenger RNA. NCBI's taxonomy places the organism in Eukaryota, Metazoa, Arthropoda, Insecta, Lepidoptera, Nymphalidae. The record is from the annotation of a GenBank genome assembly.